AUGGCUGUUUCCAAGAAGCAAGAGAACGGAGUGACACAAGAGAUUGUUGAUGAAGGUGAAGAAAUGACAGUAGAACAGUUGGUGGAACGGUUUGACAGGUAUUAUCAUAAAGUUGUGUCGAACAAAAGAGAAUAUCAACAGAAAUUCUAUCAGCAUCUGAUGGAUUUCCUUAUCAAAGUGAAGAAUACGAGUGUAAGUUCUUAGGUUUUUUUUGUUUUUAGAUACAAGUUGGUGUUGGUUAAAGUAAAGUGAACACUUUGUUGUUUUAGUACGAAGCAGUGGAAAUCAUAGUACCUAAAAUUGAUGUCAAGUUCUUGAGCGAGCUUUUGAUUAAAUAUAAGGCGACACAGAACGAUGUGGACACUACAAUAUUCAAUAUUCUCACUUUUUUGGAAAAAAAUCUUCAUGUUGGUUUGAGGUAAGACGAUAUGUCGUGUAUUAAUGGAUUAUCAGGUGCACCUUGAAGCUAUAUGAUUAGAAUAAGGUUAUGAAGCCAAAAUAUCGUCUUUUUAAUAAGUAUCUUUUAUAAUUGUCUAUUUUUAGGGCCGUAUCUCCAUUGGUAUUCUCGGAGAAGAGUCGUCCUUAUUAUGCUAAUUUAAUACAAUUUGGACGAUCUUUAAGCAGUGUUUUAAAGCCAGAUCAGGUAAGUAACUGUCCUAUUAACUUACUUAUUUUAUGUUUAGAUAUUGAACUUUAUAAACCCUGAAGUUCUGAAGAAAACGGCGUUUUCAAUGGUUUAUACUGAAUAUAGAGGGGAACGAGCACCAGAUAUGUAUGACCCACGGUUUAUGCUACUCUUGUUUUUGAAUAUGGUGCAGCCUGGUAGUGAUGUAGGUCUCAACAUACUUUUUUAAAUGUUUUGUAGAGAAAAGAAGCUCAUCUUUACUUGUUUCGCCUUUCGAAUAUCAAUCAUAUGAGAUUUUAUACUUUUUUAUCCUUUUAAAGAAUUUUCAAGUACAUGUAAAACAACUUUUAAUAACGUAGUGUUUUUCCAGUUGUCAGCCAAAAGAUUUAUCACAUCGAAUUGUUUGCACUUUUGUUUUUCUGCUCUGAGCUUACAAACAGAUGAGUAUCGUGCACUAGGCUACAGAGUAAUUAACGAUUUUACAAAACAUUUGAAUGAUCUGAGCGCUGAAACUUUUCCUCAAAAGGCACUGUUCAUCUAUCUUCUAAAGCUGUUCAAGAACAGUGUGACACAAAUUAACGAACGAGUCAUGUCACGUAAGUUAACAUACAUAGUAAACGUAUUCUAAUUAAUAUUUUAUUGUCUUUUUUUAGUGUUGAUACGUCAUUGCUGGGCGAUGUACUACAAAAUUAACAAUUUCUAGCAUAUUUUCAUUGAAGCUUUUUUCAGCACUAACCAGGUUCUUUUGUGAAGUCUUUGAUGUUACAUUAGACCCUUUGGAUCCAAUGUUCAAAGGAGUAUGGGCCUCCUUAACCAUGAAGCCGGCUAUCGAGUUGAACAAGCUUCCCGAGUUCAAGAAGUUCUUCUUCUCAACCGCUUCUGUAGCUUUUUCAAAAGAACGAAGUUGGGUCUUGGACAUAGCAGUGUCUUCGUUGGAAUGUCCUCAAGAUUACAUGGCUGUGAGGAAUACCUAUGUGGCAGAGACCCUAAUGGCUGCAUUCACAUCUUGUAUGAUUCACAAGGGAAACAAACUGAGUAUUCUCAAGUUCUUUAAGGCUUGCUUACGGUAUCCGGUGGUCACAAAAGAUAUUACUCUACGAUGUAACUUACCUACUUGGAUUUCUUAUGUCAUCAAAGUAAGUUUCGAAUUAUUGAUUGUUAGUGCAAUGUUUUUAUUGCCGUAAGAGCGUAUCACGGUAGGAGCGAUAUUUAUACUAUAUUUACUCUUUUAGCACCGUACUACCACAAGAUUCGAGCAAAUCUUCUUAACCCAAAUCUUUGUUCACAAUAUCAGGAUAGCUUUGGAAUACAAGUCAGUCUACGAAGACGUACUACUCAGACGAACAUUCAAGUCAGCUGCUGAGAAGGUACAGUUUCAAAAAAGUCCACUUCUCGUUUCGAAGCUACACUUUGGACUGAUAUAGCAAGAAAACACUGCAAAAUACAGAAUUUGUAGUAGUUUAUCAUGUUCUUUUAAUAUUAAUCGAUCUUCAGGUUUCCGAAAGCAUCAACUCUGUAGACGAUCACGGAAAAGCCAAGUUUUCAGAAGCCUUGAGCAAGUUUUUGGAGACCGGAGAGAUGGUUUUUAAUGAGAAAGUCGAAGAUGAUGAUAAACCAGAACUAGAAACAUACGCCAAAGCAGAAAAGAAAAAAAGUCGAAGAACAGAACGGUGUGGAAACACCUGA
Bursaphelenchus okinawaensis is the source of this 2311-nucleotide messenger RNA. NCBI's taxonomy places the organism in Eukaryota, Metazoa, Nematoda, Chromadorea, Rhabditida, Aphelenchoididae. The record is from the annotation of a GenBank genome assembly.